Messenger RNA from Choloepus didactylus (southern two-toed sloth), 1559 nucleotides. RefSeq names its product Jupiter microtubule associated homolog 1 (gene JPT1). Gene Ontology annotation, cellular component: nucleus. The record is from RefSeq and is a predicted model, not a curated record. The transcript has 5 exons. Lineage: Eukaryota; Metazoa; Chordata; Mammalia; Pilosa; Megalonychidae. The coding region runs from base 195 to 659 and encodes 154 amino acids.
CGAAAAGAGCCAUUUGAACCGGCCAAUACCGGCCGGCCGAGGGCGGGCUUUGCGAGCCCUAUAAAGGGGGCUGGCGAGAGGGGGCUGAGGCUCUUGCAGCGGUCGCCGGCUGUGGCGUCUGCACCUGCUCUGCGCCGUUCGGGUCCGACCCCUCCGUCGUCCUCUCGCGCCGGCCUACCUCGCCCCUUGACGCCAUGACCACCACCACCACCUUCAAGGGCGUCGACCCCAACAGCAGGAAUAGCUCCCGGGUUUUGCGGCCUCCAGGUGGUGGAUCCAAUUUUUCGUUAGGCUUUGAUGAACCAGCAGAACAACCUGUGAGGAGGAACAAAAUGGCCUCUAGCAUCUUUGGGACACCUGAAGAAAAUUCUCCGUCUUGGGCCAAGUCCACAGAUGCCAAGUCCAAUGGUGGUAGGGAAGAUACCGAGUCAUUUGGACCCCAGAGAAGGAACUCGAUGGAAGCAAGCUCUGGAGACUUCUUAGAUCUGAAGGGAGAAAGUGACAUUCAUGAAAAUGUGGACACAGACUUCCAAGCCAGCCUGGGACAGAGUGAGGAGAAGCCCGUGCCCGCCGCACCCGUGCCCAGCCCAGUGGCUCCGGCGCCCGUGCCAUCCAGAAGAAACCCACCCGGUGGCAAGUCCAGCCUAGUGCUGGGUUAACUCCACCCAUCCUAAACUCUGUCGUUUUGUUUGUUUGUUUGUUUUCUCCAUGCUUGUGAACUGCACAACUUGAGCCUGACUGUACGUCUUUUGGAUUUGUUUCAUUAAAAAAGAAGCACUUUAUGUACUGCGGUCCUUUUUUUUUUUUUUUUUUUUUCCCUUUCCUUUUUUAAAGAACAGGGUUCUCUGUCCUGACUCCUCUGGGGUCUGGUGGCCAUGGCAUGAGUGUUUUUAGUAGUAGAUUCAAGGGAAAGCGUUGUGACACUAGUACUGUGUUUCUAAGAACAAAUAAUUUGGUUCCAAAUGUGUUCGAGGAUCUUUUGUACUGAGGUUUUUUAAACCCUUUUCUUGUCAGCUUCACUUGGGUUUACCAAGCCUUGAUUGGCCAGGCCAGUAAACAGCCUCCAGGCAUGUUCCUUUGAGGCCCCCAACACGCAAGGUUGUCUUUUUGCAGAACCUUCUCCUUGGUGUUGCCCUAACUUACUGGUGUCCUUAGCUGAAAGCAUCUCUAUUCCACUGUGCCAUACGGAACAAUGCAGGCCUGUGCCUCCUGCCUUGCUGCCUGCAGAGCAAAGAAAAUGCCUUUUAUUUUUUAACCUUAAGAAAUCAGCUGGAUACUAACAUGACUGGCUGACAAGCAAAGCCCACUGCUCUGUGCAGAGGAAGGCUUAGGAUGUACAAUCAAACCAGAAUCAGAAGUGGUGAAGCAAGCAAGGGAGGUGAAUCACACAGAAGUGGGUCUUCAUCAAGGAAUGUAUCCCACGGGGUCCUUUUUCGUAUAAAAUAACUGGAUGCUGUGUGCAUGAUGCUUGACCAUGACACGAAAGUCUCAUCUUUAAAAUGUGUGUUGUACUUGACGAUCCUGGGCUGUUGCUCAAACAAUAUACAAAUUUUGAAAAA